CUGAGGGCAUAGCCGCUUUCAGCUGAAUCUGUAGUACACAGGAAGGGUUGUGUGUUGUAGGACUGAAAGAAAAUGCACGCGCAAAAUGUUCGGCAAUUCAGAGUAGUAAACUGAGAAGUCACAUCUUUGUUGUGCGGAUGAAACAGAAUAUUACGACCGGGUCUGAAAAGAAUAUUGCAGCGUUUACUUCGGUUCUGGUGUUAUCUGGAGAAUCGACUCGCGAAGGCCGACUAGCGUAAACAUCCACUAUAUAUACAGAUGUGUAGAGGCACUCUUCCUGAAAAUGACCAUAUUUUAACGUGAAGGCAUCACUUGAUAUGUAUUCAGUACUAAAACGAACUAUGCAUGCGUAUGGCUAUCUAGGAAAAAGAGUCUCACGUGUAUAAGUGAAGCACAUGCAGUCGUUGGCGUUAGUUUUUAUUUACCAUUUUAAAAGAAAAUAUGGACAUCUGAAGGAGCACGCCUGCAGCUCCAGUUUAGGGGGAUCACAACAAACGGCUGUAGACAUCCAUGCUGAAAUCUCAGUGGCAUUUAGUUGUGAAGAUUGGAACAGCCCCAGUCUGAACUUUUCCUUCUGGUUUUGAGGAGCAGCCAUGAAAUCACGUGACACAACUGAAUAAAGGGCCCCAAUGGCUCCUCUGGGCAUGUGCCAAAUGGGAAUUUCAGCUCUGCAACUAACCUCCUCAUUAGUGAUCUCUAGAAAAACUCAGGUUUUUUUAAGAUUUCAAACAUGGGUGACAUGAAAACCCCAGAUUUUGAUGAUCUCUUGGCUGCUUUUGAUAUUCCUGAUGCCACUGGCUUGGAUGCCAAAGAGGCUAUUCAGUCAAGCAGUGAUGAAGUGGAAGGGCACAUAAAGCCAGCAGGGAUGUGUGUGGAUGAAAACAUUGUUACAGCCCCUGAUGUCCCAGUUGUCAGUGUAAUUGUGAAGAACACAAGCCGCCAGGACUCUCUAGAAUCUUGCCCUGAGAAAGACAGCAGUCAUUUUGGACAAAAUAUAUUACAAAAUGGUUUUCAGAGCCCGGAUCACAUCCCUGACUGUCAAAAUGCCACACAGACUACCUAUGAUCCUGCUUUCAUGAAUGGAAGUAGUUCAAGUAGCCUUCCUGAAAGAAAUGCUGUUCAGCAUACUGACACAAUGCCGUCUUUCUCUCAGUUCAGCCCUAUUUCCAGUCCAGAGCCAGAGGACUCUGAAAUUAGUAAUGCAGUUGUACACAAACCUGCAGACUUUCCUGCUCCUUCAUUAUUUGAUACUUCACAAUGCUCUGUGUUAGACAAUCAGAAAAACAUACCUGACUUCAAUAUGUUUGAUCAGUGCUACAUGAAUGAUGCUAAAAGCGAGAGUGCAAACAUUCCUGAUAAAGACUGUGAAAUACACUGGGAUGAACCAGUAACAGUUGAAGACAGAAAAAGAGAUACUGUCAAGCAGCAUGCAAAAAAAAAAUACUUUCAUGGCAUGGAUUUGCUUCCUUUGAAUAAUGUGGAUAGUGAUUUAGAUGAGCCAGUGAAAGUUAUUGACUCUAAUCCAAAUCUUUCAUUAUUAGCUCCAUCUCGCCAUCAUAUUAAAUCUGAAAAUUCAAAGUUUUCAUCUUGCUUAGCUGCUCUAGCAGCACUCAAUUCUAAAGAGGUUGACACAGUAAUGGAUGAACCACCAUUAAUAACAAGAGAAGUGUCUAUGUCAUUGAAAGAAGUUAAAAUCAGCCCUAAAAUUUCCAAGUCACCAAAAAGUCCAAGAAGCCCAUUGGAAGUAGUGAAAAGAUGUGCUACAAAGCAGCCAGAUAGUCCUGUGAGUAUUUGUAGUGAAAGCAGUAGCAAACUUUCUCCAUCGGUCAAUGCAGGCUCUCCUCCAGCCAUUCCCAAAGUCAGAAUAAAAACAAUAAAGACCUCCUCCGGGCAAAUUAAGAGAACUGUAACAAGUGUGCUGCCAGAUUCAGAGCAAGAGGAUCUGCAGUCUCCACCAGAAUCUUCACCAUUACAAUACCCAGCUCUUGAGUAUUCAGCAUUAAAUGUCACCCCUUCUUCAUCACCCUCUCUUAGCAGUCAUGAGAAUACAAGUCACAGUGAAAAAAUUAAAACACCUGAAAAAAAUACCUCCACAUUUGUUAUUCCAUCUAAUGAAAACCAAAAAUUAAGUAACAGGAAACAAGAAAGGUGUGAAAAGACUCCAGAAGCAACCACUGCAUCUUUACUCUGUAACGGGAAUAGUAGUACCACUGUGAGUUCUCCAAAUGUAGUCCAGAAAAAUCAGAUGUCUUCAACUCUUUCAACUGCAAACCUCCUUCCAAAAGCUGUUCAUUUGGCAAACCUUAAUCUGGUACCCCACAGUGUUGCUGCUUCAGUUACAGCAAGGUCGGCUGCCCAGAGACAAAACCAGACACAGUUAACAACACAGAUUGUGUGUAGUACUGUUCCACUGGUACACCAGGUUAAAAAAGCUGCUUCUACACCAGUCCCAACAUUUCCCAAUGCUGUAGUUGUAGCUUUAAAUAAACUUUUAAAUAGUGCCAAUCCUGUUCCAUUAUAUGUACCUAAUCUAAACCCACCGGCAGAAUGCAACAUUCAUUUGCCCACACGUGGCUACCGUUGCCUGGAGUGUGGGGAUUCUUUUGGACUUGAGAAAAGUCUUGCACAGCAUUAUGGUAGGAGGAGCAUGCACAUUGAAGUAGCAUGCAACCACUGUGCCAAGACACUUUUGUUUUACAACAAGUGUAGUUUACUUGCCCAUGCUAGAGAACACAAAACUAAAGGUAUUGUUAUGCAGUGCUCACAGCUAUUUAUGAAACCCAUUCCACCUGAGAAAAUGUUUGCCUCUACUUCUGCAUUUUCUUCUGUAGCCUCUGCUCUACAGGUUACACCUAUUACCUCAAAUUCAUCAGUGCCAGAGACUGUAGCAAACACCGAACCAGUUAUGCCUUUGUAUCCAGAAAAGGUGACUCAGCGUGGAUUUAAAUGUCUUGAUUGUAAUAAACAAGCCCCUGACUAUCCUGCACUUGCAAGCCACUAUCAGCAACCUGGACAAUCUGGCUGGAAGACCUGCAGUGAGUGUUUGAUGAUGCUGCCUAAUAAAUGCAGCUAUGCUGCUCAUCAAAGAAUCCACUCUCGCAAGCCUCCUUAUUGCUGCCCUGAAUGUGGUUCUGUAUGUCGGCCGUCAGAUUUCCAGAGUCAUCUCAAAAAAAAUUGUCUUCACUAUGCACGCAAGAUCGCAUAUAAGUGUCUUCACUGUGAUAGUGUGUUCAUGUAUUUUCAUCAACUUAAAAGUCACACAGAACAAAAACAUUGUGAAAUUCUACACAAGUGUUCUGUUUGCACAAUGGCCUAUAGAUCAGCAGAAGGUGUAAUCUCACACAUUCAAAAAAAACAUGCAACAACCAAUGCAUCCACACAGUUGAUCUAUAGGUGCUCCUGUGAGAUCAUGUUUAACAACAAGAAGUCAUUAUUUCAGCACAUCAGUAAACAGAUAAUCUGUGUGUUCAAAUGCCCUGAAUGUCAACUUGCAUUUAUGCAAAAGAUGUUGUUGAUGCAACAUUUCAAGAGUGUACAUGCUGCUCCACAAACAAGAGAGGUACCUGAAACGCAAAGAAAUAAUGUAAAUCUAUCAUCUGAUCAUAAGUUACUCUUUAGUACUAUCAGACGGCUUAAUAGCACAGACAACUUGAAAGAUACACCUGUGCCGAAAUCAGAAUCCAAUUUUAAAAAGGCAGGCUGGAGCUGUGCAUUGUGUUCGCAGAUACUUCCAGAUAGAGAGGCUUAUGUAUCUCAUAUGAAGAAAAGUCAUGGAAAGUCAGUGAAGAGAUACCCAUGCCGACAUUGUGAGAGAUCAUUUAGUUCUUCAACCAGUUUAAAAAGACACACUCGCAAUGAUCAUAAUGGAAAGAAAGUGUACACUUGCUGGUAUUGCACAGAUGAAAAGAUUACUUUUUCAAAGCAUUUUAUGUUGAAGAAUCACAUCAGCCUCAUUCAUGGCAUUAAAAAUCCAGAUUUCAGCCAGAUGUCAAGAGACUUGCAACAAGAGAAUAAGAAUGACAUGUGUUCUUCUGAGUUGCCUGUAAAAAGGACAGCAGAUGACGCCGACACUGAAGGCAGUAAGAAUAACACUUCUGCUGUGUCUCCCCCAAAGAAACUGAAAACAGAAUAUAAGUGUGCAAAAUGUGGCUUCUCCACAGAGAAUACAACUGAAUUUCAAGCACAUAUACCUCAACAUAAGUCAGAUUCUCCCACCUUUCAGUGCCUACACUGUUGCCUGUGCUAUACAUCUCACAUCUCUCUCAAUAGACAUCUCUUCAUAGUUCAUAAAAUUAAAGACCCUGAAAAGGAAGACUUGCAAUUUGAUGUUUGCAAGAAAAACAUAGAAAUUUCCCAUCUGCAACGAAAGAGCAUUAUUAAUACAGAAAAUGAAGAAACAAAGAUACAGUGCAACUUCUGCAGUGAAAUCUUUAAAAAGCAGUCAGAGUACAGUUUUCAUUUAAAGUCUCAUAGAAUGGAUAACUUAAAUGAAGAGAGAGUUGAUAUUAAUCAAUAAGUAAAAGGCUCAUAUUUCUAGUAUGCAGCUUUAAGUUGGGAGAAUUGAAUGUUUUGUUAUUGUUUGUGAACUUACUGAAUAUAAAAUUGAGGUGGGAUCAGAUAAAGUCACAUUUCUUCAAAAUAAAGAUUGUUUUUCUUCUUUCUCCACUACACUUGUUAACUUUUAUCUAAAUAACUAGAACACCAGAUGCCUGUACUUCUGAAAUGAUUUCUGACUGAAAAAGGGACAAGAGAUGCCUAACUAUUUAGGAAUUAUGUUCUGUUUUUAAACGCACAAAUUUUGUUUUUGUUUUUUGUUUAUUUUCCAAGUGUUCCAAAAUGUUUUUUAAUUGUAUUUUUCUCAGAAAUCCUGCCAUUCCCAACAAAUAUUCAUCGGUUGCUGUUGCUUUACAUUUCCAAUACAUUGUUUUGCCUUUCCUGAAAGGUACAUUUAUGAUUAGGUUCACUAACAUUUAUUAUUCCUUCAUUAAAUAUAUUUCAGUUUGCUUGGUUUAGUACACUAAAAACUUUUAGAAAUGAAGUGUGGUUAGAGUGGAGAUCAUUUCCACUGAGUCAUGAGCUGAGCUGGAUUACAAUGUGAUGCUCUGCUGCAUGCUUCAUAUCAUCCCCUUCAUGGAGAAGAUAAAUUUUACCUUCUGUUUUUAAUAUCUGUGUCUGAGAAUGAUUUCUGAAAGACACUCUUGUUAUCUGCAGAAAAUACUUUUCACAUUGCAAAUAAUUUACCUCAUCUAUGUGUCCUCUUCUCUGUGGUUCACCAGGAUUUUUCAUCAACCGUGCUGAUAUAUCUGACCUAAGCAGCAAUUCCUCCCCGGCCUAGCAAUUGGCUCAUCUCUAUAUUGCUAAAUUGUUUCUCUUUUUUACUGGGGUGACAUUUUUAUGAAUUAUACCUGCACAAAUCUAUUCUACACGUAAAUGUAAAAAUACAGAAUUUCUUGUUACAUCCAUUAAUUUGGAGCUCACUUCUUUUAAUGGUACAUAUGUUAGAUAUAAAUGAUUUAUUUCUGAAAUGUCUGUAUGUCUCACUUGGUUUUACUUUGAAUCACUUGACCUUUUCUUCUUUACAAGAGUUCUAGACAAAAAUAGUUUAGCUUCCAGCAUUUAAGAUGGUCUAUUUGACUUGUUUUAUUUUCUUAAAUAUUUUAAGUACAGCUGCUUUCGUUAAUGUCUUCACCUGAUGGGAUACCUGUAUCUGAAAUAAUGCCCAUUGACCAAUGCCAGAAGCAUAAUCAAGUGCUUUUAAAUCAAUAUGUAUGUAAGCGUAUGUAAUUCUUAUUUCCAUACAGAUGUGCUUUUUUAUUUUUUUUGUGAAUGCAGGUAAAAGAGACUGCUGCUUCUAUUUAAAGAUAUAUCUCCCAUAUUACUCAAUUUUAUAAAUUACUUUGGAGAUUUAUUAAUUAUAGUCAUAUUGACUCUUGUGUAUUUUUAUUUAAGUAUACAUCAUCACUGCAUUGCUUUAUGUAUGUACUCCUAUUUUAUGCAGGAAUCUAGCUUUGUUAUAUUUGCUGAAGAUGUUAAUUUAACAUAUUUAUCUCCCAUGCAUAUUAAUACCAACUUUCACUGUUUUUGAUACAAAAUAUACACAAAAUUUGUACUUUUUGAUAAUGUGUAGUGUAGUAUACAGUACAAUUUAAAAAUUAGCUUUUAUAGGUAGCAGGUGAAUACACAUGCUUAUCAGGGAUCUUCCCCAAACCUUUGAAUUUCUGUUCAGUCUGCAGUGGCUACUGAGCCAUGCUGUUGCAUUUACUUACCUUUAUUGCAAAUAAAAUGUGUAUGUUAA
This is a messenger RNA of Erpetoichthys calabaricus (reedfish), 6295 nucleotides long. It is a transcript of the gene znf592, whose product is annotated as zinc finger protein 592. The record is from RefSeq and is a predicted model, not a curated record. Bases 731 to 4516 code for a protein of 1261 amino acids. The transcript is spliced from 10 exons. NCBI's taxonomy places the organism in Eukaryota, Metazoa, Chordata, Cladistia, Polypteriformes, Polypteridae.